Messenger RNA from Larimichthys crocea (large yellow croaker), 3078 nucleotides. RefSeq names its product zinc finger GATA like protein 1 (gene zglp1). Gene Ontology annotation, biological process: spermatogenesis; regulation of transcription by RNA polymerase II; oocyte development. The record is from RefSeq and is a predicted model, not a curated record. Gene Ontology annotation, molecular function: sequence-specific DNA binding; zinc ion binding. The transcript is spliced from 7 exons. NCBI's taxonomy places the organism in Eukaryota, Metazoa, Chordata, Actinopteri, Sciaenidae. Bases 253 to 1800 code for a protein of 515 amino acids. Gene Ontology annotation, cellular component: nucleus.
ACAGAAAACACCUGUGUAACUCCUCGUGGCCCCAAAAAAAACAACAACACACCCAGUCACAGAGACCGGCUCCACCGAUCUGAGUCAUCAGCUGCUCCCGUGUCCGCGCGACCCGCCCGUGUGCGCUCGCGACAGUCAAACCGGAGACCCGCGAAAAGUUUCCGUCGGUUUGGAACGUUCGGACGUUCUAAGUGCUCCGCGCGAGACCUCCACGAGCCGUCACCUUCCUUCCGCUGCAGACGCUGUCCCGACAUGAACACAGGACCAAAGACACACGCCGCCUUCACCCAGGGAGGUCAGAGCUCGGUGGAACAUGACGCCUCCCGCUCGGCGCUCUUCUACCUGUUCGAAGAAGUUUCCAAGCUAGCCUCCCCGAUCCACGACAGUUUCCUGGACGCGCGUUCGUCCUCGGCGUGGCUGAGCGAGACUUCUCGACAAAGUCCUUUCCUCGUUAAAGAAGAGGAAGAGGAUGCGUAUUCAUUUCAAGUCUCUACGAGUUCCUACCAGCGCGCUUUGUCUCGUGUGUUUCCGUAUGAUCAGGUGAAGAAAGCGAAGGAGGAAAGUCGCAGCAGCGUCGUCACGCCUGUGGUCGAGCCGCAUCAUCCCAAACCCACCAGCCCCUGGAAAGUGCUGAGUCUGAUCAACCUGCAGUGUGAGAAGCUCCUCCAUCACAGCGACGCAGAGGAGCCACAACCAAGUUCAAAAUCAAACCAUUUGAAAGACAAAGCAUCGACUGCAGCAGCAGACGUGACAGACCAGGGAGAUGUCCCAGCCUGCAUCAGUCCUGUGGGCGAUGUGAGAGUCUGCUACGUGAAACGUCAUGUUCAGUCACAGUCACAAAAAAACGUUAGACCAGAGCCGAUGGAGGAAACUGCAUCUUCUGAACCUCAGAUCAGUGUUAACAGACAGUUUGGGUGUGAGAAGAAGUGUGUCUCUUCUGAACACGAUGUUAUGAAUGAAAAAACAAACCUCUCCAAAGCUUCCCGCACUUUUAAUUCAAAUGAAAGUGCCUGUGUAACUCUGUCAAAGCCAGCACUAACACUGGAUCACAAUGGAAACCUCACUUUGACUGCAGAGCUCCCGUGUGACACCCAGCUGCACCCUCCGAGCUCCAUCCCACCUCCGUCAGCAACAAACCAAGACGACAAUAUCCCUGCAUCUAAAUCCAAACGUACACGUGAUCCCACAGAGGAAGACUCCACUCCAGAUGCACGACUGAAAUCCUCACGCUGUGAUGGAGAAAGUAACGCCUCAAAACUAGAACCAAGGCUGGUGGAGAAGGAGGAAGUUGCUCUUCCAUCCUCCCAGCAGUGGAGAACCAAGACUCCUCGAAAACAACCUCAUCCCAGCCGGAGUGCUGAUAUCCAAGACCCAGACUUCCAGGGAGUGUUGUUCAGGAUGGACACGGAGCUGGACGACAGCAGGGAACAGUGCCGGCUCCUCAUAACUUCAAAGUACAGCAAGGAGCUCUGCAAAAGUGUCAGAAAGCCGAGGCUGAGGACGCGGACGUCCCAGAAAUCCCUCAAAACCAGCAGCUCGGAUGAGGAGAGUGACCCGACGACCAGUGUUUCCAAGGGGAAAGUCUGCGCGUCAUGCUGCACCAGGAAGACCCCGAUGUGGAGGGACGCCGAGGACGGGACCCCUCUGUGUAACGCCUGUGGAAUAAGGUAUAAGAAGUACAGAGUGCGCUGUGUCAACUGCUGGCAUAUCCCGAGGAAAGAGGGCAACUCCAACUCAUGCUGCCUCAAGUGUGGAAACUUUGUGAGGCUGACCUCAGCUCAGCGGAAACACAGCACCUAGGGAACGUACACGGAGCGAAGUCGUCUACAAUUCACUACAGAUGUGAACGCAAACAUUGAGGAGCAGCACCAGCUUCUUACUUGACUCAGAGUAUUUAAAUAUUGUACCUCAGGCCAGCAGCACUAAUUCCCUCCAUGCUGGACGCACCAGGGGAAAAAUAGGCUUAAACCAAUCUGCACUGAUCCUGUUUGUGCUACCUGCCAACCUGUGUGACAGAAGUUAGGGGACGUACUGAUGAAGCACAAACAGAGCUAAUAAAAGACGUCCCGAAGCGCUACUUAUUUAAAGAGUAGACACAUUCAGCGGAAAGUUCCUUCAAUAAUUGUUGAUAUAUUUUUCAUGUGAAUAGCUCCAGCGUUGCUCGUGUGUGUGAUGGUCUGCAGUGCCAGACGGCUGCAAUAGAAAGUUAUUUCUGUGCCGGACCUAAAAACAGCAACCUGAGCUCACUGCGCUGCGUUCACUGUUAUUAACUGCAAAACAACCUCAGCUGUCUGCUCCGUUCAGUGGAUGCACGUUAAGUUUGCACACGUUAUUUAUUUCGUUGUCUUUGUCAUUGUUUGUUUCUUUGAGGUGUUGCUGGUUGAUUUCUUUAACAUUAGUUUUCUGUGGCAUGAAAAAACAUUGUUUUGUGUGUGAGCGUAUAUAUAUUUGUGGUUUGCAUUAAAUUCAGUAUGAAACAUUGAAUAUGUUUCCUGCUUCUUCUUAGGCACAUAAAGGCCUGCGCUCCCAUCGCCUGACUCAAAAUGCAACGACUAUAAAGCGGUGUAAUAGUUUCUACACAUAUCACAUUAAACUACGCUGAGUACGUACAGGGGAGAAUUGUUCAUUAAUGAGACUUCCCACAGUUUCCACGGCCCACCCUGCAGUUACAAGGCCCAAUUGCCAAGUGGGUGGCCUCACACGAAGUGAUACAGUGCAGCUAUUAUUUCAAAAACGGAUUACGUCUUCCUCUUAUUCGAAACAGCCAGCGCCGCCGCCUCUCUCGCCGUGUGCCAAACCAUCCGGCAACGAGAGGAACACCGAAGGAAAUGAGCGCUGCCGAAGCCAAGGACAUAAAAGAUAGAAGAGAGCCCAAUAAAAGCAAUGUGCUCGCUUCAUUUUGUUACAUUAAGCACAUUCCAGUUCAAAACAGGACUUAGUAAACGCUGUUUUUUACAGCGUGGGAUUGCUACUUAAGAUCUGAAUACAUUCUCAGCAAUAUGUUUACAAUGAGACAUAAACCUAAUAAAACACAAACAUUUGUUAUGAGUCUAGCUCCGUGUGCAGCCGUGCAGCCGG